AUGCCCCAGUCUCCAGCAGUGAGGAAGAAUCAGAGGAAGAAGAUUUUGUUGAAAAGAGAGAGUAAACCUCUGAGUGAAGAUGAAGAAGAUGAUGACGAAACCCAUGUUGAUGAUCCUCGACUCUUCGACGACUUAAGGGUAGACGAUUUGAAGACAGCCGAGUUUGAAAGUGAUGAAGAAACAAAAAUUGAAAGACACAGCAAGAAGAAGAAAGGGGUGGUGAAAGCAGUGAGGAAGAAGAAAGAGGAAGAUGAGCUAAGUGAUGAAGAAAUAGAAAGAAGAAGGUUAAUGCUCAGACAGAAAGUCUUGGAACGUAAAGAUGACCAAGAAGUGGAAAUAUUAGACAAGGAGGAUGAGGGCCACACUCCUGAGGAAAGUGCUGAGGAGUCAUCAGAGUAUGAGGAAUAUUCAGAUUCUGAAGAAGAAACGGGACCCAGAUUGAAACCAGUAUUUGUACGUAAAAAAAGAUCGUGUAACAGUUAUUGAAAAGGAGAAGGAAAAAGAGAAACAAAAACAU
Molecule: messenger RNA, 517 nt
Organism: Homalodisca vitripennis (glassy-winged sharpshooter)
Lineage: Eukaryota; Metazoa; Arthropoda; Insecta; Hemiptera; Cicadellidae
Product: microfibrillar-associated protein 1A-like
Exons: 5
Coding region: 1-486 (161 amino acids)
Biological process (GO): mRNA splicing, via spliceosome
Cellular component (GO): U2-type spliceosomal complex
Molecular function (GO): RNA binding
Source: RefSeq, a predicted model, not a curated record